AUGGCCUCGUCCGGAUCACUCGUCCCAUCUCACAUAUCGACCUCUGGAGGCUGUCAGUCCUUGAGUCAUUCAGUUGCGCAGCAUAUUGGCCGUCCCCAGAUCUCGAGGCUUGUCUCCACCAGAAUCACGUCAGACAAGACAGCCUCAUCCCCACGGGGCAAGCAGCUUCCGAGACGGCGCCAGAGUCUCAUCGCUGAUGACGUCCUUCCAAUCGGUCUAUUAGAGAAGGCUAGUGUAACCGGUCCAAUCUCGCAUAACAACUUCGACUCUUGUGGUUCCAACGAACAAUUAGUCGGCUGCGCGACAGCCGCUCAAAACCCAAUGGCUGUUGAGAAAGUGCAACGAUGGUCCGGAAUGACCCGAACUGUUAGUGAUUGGGAUGGUUUGCGGAGAGACACCGAACUAUGGAUUGAAGACGGGGACUGCUAUGUACACCUUUAUGCGCAAGGAGCAUCACGCCGUGGUCCGUCGUUCUGUAUACCAUUCAGAGCUCUUCGACAGAAGAAAUGCAGCUCCAUGCUUGACAUCUGCUACGCACAGAUUGCAUCGCGAGAUGGGUCACAUGUGCAGCAGUUGAUGAGCAUGGCUAGCUCGUUGGUUUUGUCGAACCGCGAACCGGGCAUUGUCAAUCUAUUCAUUCCUGCUCCAGAUGACACUUCCCGCCAGGACUCUUUCAAGUGGCAUGUCACAACUCGAAACUUCUUUGCUUUCCUGUUGGGCAAGCCUCUGGUGGGCCAUCAAAUGGGCCAAACGUUCGUCGACUUGCAGGAGAGGCUACAUCUUUUCAGAUCUGGAGCCGUCAACAACCACGAAGACUUCCUUCAGUACGCCGAGGAUCAAGGAUAUCGCGACUUCUCCGAGUGCACUGACUAUGCGCUUGCGAGUCUUUUUUACGCCGAGCAAUACAAGCUUCGAGAUGCAUGGGUCGAUGCGUUCGCUCACUGCGUCGGAAUGAAUGAAAGCUUGUCUCUCAGCCCCGAAUACGCUUCUACAUCAAGAUUAACAAAAGCUCUGAUCACCCGUGCCUACCUAGAAGUAGACAUACACCUUGGUCAAGUGACAGUUGCGUUGAGCAAGUUCCUCGACGAAGAUUUCUCUCCCGCGUAUCUCGGACUUACCCCAGGGGCCAGGAGCCACUUGAAUCGCUUUCGCCGCUUUCUACACAGUUUCUACGUCAAAAAAUUUGGGUAUUGGCCGCCCCCAAGGGGGUCUGCGUUUCCAAAAGCGCUUUACAAGUCAAUGUACUUUGACUUUCAGAGCCUAUACUAUCUCCUUGUCGAUACAAACUCGACUACCGACCUUGCUCUCCAGGGACCAGCAAGUGGAGGUAUCUGCGUGUUGCAGAAUGUGGAUAGCUUUGACAAGCGUCACAUGUUCACACCGCAAUCACAUCCAUUGCCGCUAUUUCCAAGCUAUGCCGAGCCAACGAAGAAGAUGGAUUCUCAGAAGGCCCUACGACAGCUGACUCUAGUGUCCCACCAAAACAAGAUCAACAAAGUCCAGACUAUAAGCGCCGCAUUGGCGGCUGCGACCAACACACAGGAUCCAGCUGUCACUAGCUCCAACAUUGUCCAAGAGUACAUUCAUUUCGAACAAACCUACAGCUCUACUCUUAAUCAACGCGACGAAAAGGUUUCCGUGCUGGAUGCGCGUAAAGUCAGGUGGCUUCUGAUUUACGGAACACUGCAAUACCUCGUGUCGGUUUUGCGAGCUCCAAAGGAGGUUCGAGACACAGAGACUGCCGAUUAUCCUCUCUGCUGUCUGGUGGCCGAGCACUCGUCAUGGUCUGAUAGCUCACAAGUACCUACGCCUUCAAUUUCUUACGCUACCUCAGCAGUAAACAGGUUUGACGAGUAUCUCAACAGCUCACAGCCCGACUUUAACUCUAUCCAGCCCGACUGCCAUAGGGAGGACUACUUUUCUUCUCGGACCACUAGUGUCCGCAACUCUGUCGAAGUACCAGCCCCGCUUAAAAUUACUGCACCCGUCUCGUAUCCGCCUACUCGUUCUUUUGGGUCGAUGUCGUUAUCUGGACGGAGCUCACGACGUAACAGCUUGAAACUCAAGCCCACGCAACACUGCGAGAUCAUCGUCUACGGAUAUGGAAAUGGCCUAAACAAAGCCGUCGUGAGCUCGACAACCCAGGAUCUGUCACGAAGCGCGUCUAUGUCUACGUCUCAUCGCUCUUCAGCCUCCAUCCUGCCAGAAGGCGCUGGUCCUAAGACAUCUUGGAUCAGGCCCAAAUCUCCCCCCAUCCCACAAGCCCGUACAUCAUCGUUGUCAAAAGUUCGCCGCCAUGCACGUACUCGAACACCCCUGCUGGAUGCAAACCAACUCGAGAAGUUUUACGGCUCCACAUUCACCGUCGAGGAAUCAGGCAUGAGUCGUUCCGAUAGCACUAGCUCACACAACAGUCAAGUAUGGAGCGAAUUCAGCACAGUCUCAUCAGAAUCCAGUGCAGAUGGAGACUGUCAAGAGCGCCAUAGUACCACGGUGGAAGAUAGUGGCCUUCUAGGCGGACUCGUGUCUGUCGACAACACCCCGGUGCCCACUCCCCGCACGCGGUCACUUGUCAAAACCAGGUCACCUGCCUCAAUACCACUGCCUUCGAACGCGUACAUGCAGGCAUUUUGCUUCGACAACGACCUUCCUCAAUCGAACAACUACGACCACAUACACCCAGCCUUCCGACCACCGACUGCAGACACCACAAUUGGCAUGGCGCUCUCUCCACCCGCAUCACCGCCAUUGAGCCCAAGUGUCAGCUUGGUUUCCUAUUUCGAUGCAUCCCCAGUGUCCCCAAAUAACACACCUUCUCCCUCUAUGACACACUCCACCGAUUCGAACUUGACAUAUGCGGACCUGUCCGUCUCCAAAGCGUUGUUACGUAGCAAAAGCCACCGCGAGAACGGCAUUUUCACAACAAUCUCUUCCUCCCCUUCCUCGAACAAACCCGAAAAGCGUGCCAGUACUGAGCGAAUACGAACUCGGAUGUCGAUGUUGAAGCGCUUCUACGCUUUUUAA
This is a messenger RNA of Ascochyta rabiei, 3024 nucleotides long. RefSeq lists its product as uncharacterized. Lineage: Eukaryota; Fungi; Ascomycota; Dothideomycetes; Pleosporales; Didymellaceae. The record is from RefSeq and is a predicted model, not a curated record. The transcript is spliced from 3 exons. Bases 1 to 3024 code for a protein of 1007 amino acids.